This is a messenger RNA of Onychomys torridus (southern grasshopper mouse), 4740 nucleotides long. RefSeq names its product protocadherin gamma-C4. Gene Ontology annotation, molecular function: calcium ion binding. Gene Ontology annotation, cellular component: plasma membrane. Gene Ontology annotation, biological process: homophilic cell-cell adhesion. NCBI's taxonomy places the organism in Eukaryota, Metazoa, Chordata, Mammalia, Rodentia, Cricetidae. Bases 207 to 3002 code for a protein of 931 amino acids. The record is from RefSeq and is a predicted model, not a curated record. The transcript is spliced from 5 exons.
CCCGGAUCCCUCAGUCUCUAGGCUGGAAUUUCCUGCGCACAAACGAAUACACUCCAAAGGGAACUCUCGCUCACAGAGACUAAGACACCGAUUCCCAGACCCAAACUGGGGUCCAGCUGUACGGGGCCAGAUGCACCUCCGCCUCGGAAGACCGCACUCCAGCACACUGUGAAGAUCCGAAGACCUAGAGAGAACCCGAGCCAGCAAUGGGAGGGAGCUGCGCGCAGAGGCAGCGCCCCGGCCGCCCGCAGGUACUGUUUACCCUGCUGCUGCCUUUGUUCUGUCCCGCGCUGGGCCAGCCGGUCCGCUACUCCAUCCCCGAGGAGCUGGACCGCGGCUCUGUGGUGGGGAACCUCGCCAAGGAUCUGGGGCUCAGCGUCCUGGAAGUAUCUGCAAGGAAGCUGCGGGUCAGCGCUGAGAAGCUGCACUUCAGUGUGGACGCGGAGAGCGGGGAUUUACUGGUGAAGGACCGCAUAGACCGCGAGCAGAUAUGCAAAGAGAGAAGAAAGUGUGAGUUGCAGUUGGAAGCCGUGCUGGAAAACCCCUUGAAUAUUUUUCAUGUCGUUGUGGAGAUUGAGGACAUUAAUGAUCACGCUCCACAAUUCGAGAAGAAAGAGACGCGUUUAGAAAUUCUAGAAUCUGUGUCGGUUGGUACACGAAUACCCCUUGAGCCUGCCACUGACCCCGACAUAAAUUUGAACUCAAUUAAAGACUACCAGCUAAGCUCCAACCCUUAUUUCUCAUUAGUGGUUAGAGUUAAUCCUGAUGGCGGCAAAAGCCCGGAGCUGUCUCUAGAGAAACUUCUAGACAGGGAAGAGCAGAGGUCUCAUCGCUUGAUACUGACUGCCUUAGAUGGAGGGGACCCACCUCGCAGUGCCACCACUCAAAUAGAAAUAUCUGUAAAGGACAACAAUGACAACCCUCCAGUGUUCAGCAAAGAAGAAUAUAGGCUCAGUGUUAGUGAAAAUCUGCCCCCAGGGUCCUCCGUGUUGCAAGUGACAGCCACUGAUGAGGACCAGGGCAUCAAUGCUGCGAUAAGUUAUUACUUUCGGAGCACUGCCCAGAGCACAAGACACGUGUUCGCUCUGGAUGAGAAAACAGGCGUGAUUAGGAACAACCAGCCAUUGGAUUUUGAAGAGGUAGAAAGAUACACCAUGGAAGUGGAAGCGAAGGAUGGAGGUGGUCUCUCUACACAGUGUAAAAUCAUCAUAGAAGUCCUAGAUGAAAACGACAACAGCCCAGAAAUAAUCAUCACCUCUCUUUCUGAUCGUAUCUUGGAGAAUUCUCCUCCGGGAGUGGUGGUGGCCCUCUUCAAAACGCGAGAUCGGGAUUUCGGAGGAAACGGAGAAGUGACGUGUGACAUAGGCAAAGACCUGCCUUUCAAGAUCCAUGCUUCUUCUAGCAACUACUACAAGUUAGUAACAGAUGGAGCCAUAGACCGAGAGCAGAACCCACAAUACAAUGUCACCAUCACCGCUACGGACAGGGGCAAGCCACCCCUUUCUUCCAGUACAACCAUCGCUCUGCACAUCACUGAUGUAAAUGAUAACGCCCCGGCUUUCCAGAAGUCUUCUUACAUAGUCCACGUGGCAGAGAACAACCCACCUGGAGCCUCCAUCGCUCAAGUCAGCGCCUCUGACCCGGACUUGGGGUCCAAUGGUCACAUCUCCUACUCCAUCAUAGCCAGCGACCUGGAACCUAAAUCGCUGUGGUCCUACGUGACCGUGAACGCGCAGAGCGGAGUGGUGUUCGCUCAGCGCGCCUUCGACCACGAGCAGCUGCGCUCCUUCCAGCUGACCCUGCAGGCGCGCGACCAGGGCUCGCCCGCGCUCAGCGCCAACGUGAGCGUGCGCGUGCUGGUGGACGACCGCAACGACAACGCACCGCGCGUGCUGUACCCCGCGCUCGAGCCCGACGGUUCCGCGCUCUUCGACAUGGUACCGCGCGCUGCCGAACCCGGAUACCUGGUCACUAAGGUGGUGGCAGUGGACGCAGACUCAGGACACAACGCCUGGCUGUCAUACCACGUGCUGCAGGCCAGCGAUCCCGGGCUCUUCAGCCUGGGGCUGCGCACUGGCGAGGUGCGCACAGCGCGUGCCCUGGGCGACAGGGACGCGGUGCGGCAGCGCCUUCUGGUCGCUGUGCGCGAUGGUGGACAGCCACCGCUCUCUGCCACUGCCACAUUGCUCCUAGUUUUCGCAGACAGCCUACAAGAAGCAUUGCCGGACCUCGUCGAUCACCCCACUCCUUCCGACUCCCAGAGUGAGCUUCAGUUUUACCUGGUGGUGGCCUUGGCCUUGAUCUCAGUGCUUUUCCUCUUCGCAAUAAUUUUGGCCAUUGCUUUGCGCUUGCGACAGUCUUCAAACUCUUCAGCCACUGGCUGCUUGGGGCCAGUUCUCGGCUCCAAGUCAAGACCUGUACUUCCACCGAACUACAGCGAAGGGACAUUGCCCUAUGCCUAUAAUUUGUGCGUGCCGGGAGAUCAAGCUAAACCAGAUUUUAAUUUUCUCACUUCUGUUGGUGAUUAUCCAGCCACACAAGAUAUUCUCAACAAAGAUAGUUCCUCAGCACUGUUGACUAGCAUUUUAACUCCUAGUAUUGAAGCAGACGAGAAGACCUUUAAUCAGCAAGCCCCGCCCAACACCGACUGGCGAUUCUCUCAAGCCCAGAGACCCGGCACCAGCGGCUCCCAAAAUGGUGAUGAAACCGGCACCUGGCCCAACAACCAGUUUGAUACAGAGAUGCUGCAAGCCAUGAUCUUGGCCUCUGCCAGUGAAGCUGCUGAUGGGAGCUCCACUCUGGGAGGGGGUGCUGGCACCAUGGGCCUGAGCGCUCGCUACGGACCCCAGUUCACCCUGCAGCACGUUCCUGACUACCGCCAGAAUGUGUACAUCCCUGGUAGCAAUGCCACCCUGGCCAACGCGGCUGGCAAACGAGACAGCAAGGCCCCAGCAGGCGGGAACGGCAACAAGAAGAAGUCGGGCAAGAAAGAGAAGAAGUAAAAUGGAGGCCGGGCCUUGAGCACAGGGCAGCCUCCCACCCCAGCCAGCCAGUCCAGCUUGUCCUUACUUGUACCCAGGCCUCAACAUUUCAGGGCUCACCCCAGGAUACUGGUAGGAGCCAAGGCCAUGCUCCCCGUUGGGAAACAAACAAGUGCCCAAGUCAACACCCCCUUCUCUGUGCCCUAGGGGUUGAAUAUGCAAACAGUUCUGCUGGGAACCCCCAUCCAAUCAGUGAUUGUGCCCACGUGGGUAGCAGGGUCAGUGUGGACACAAAAAGCCCACGCCACACUCCCUCAGUUACAGAUGAACUCCUCCUCGGCCUUCCCACUCAGUCAGGCUCCUCCCUCUCCUGCCUCCCUCUCCCCCACCCCACCCACUCCUUCAGUCCCUCUCUCGAGCAAGGUGAUUGGGCUGUUGAGGGAGGGGACAGGUGACCUCAGCAGGCUCCUAGUUCUGAAAGAGUUGGGAGACGAUUACAACCUUCUGGCCUCUCCUCCGGUUCAGAUCCCCGCCCCCCCCCCCCCCCCCCCCCCCGUGUCCGUCCCCCCCCCCCCCAAAGCAUGGUUUGGUACCAGUCUGCCCAUUUCCUUCUAGAGCCUGAGACCAACGCUUACGUUUCGGGGGACCCAGUCACCAUCCCCCUGGUACUGAUGCUUGCUGGAUUUGGGGAAGGCAUUUUGCUACCAAGUCUCUCUUCAAUGCCUGGGGACCAGUCUUUUGUUUUUCAUUGUUUGAUGUUCCCUCUGCAUGCUGUGACUUCCCCUACUUCUGAAAGAAGAGACUCCUUUGCAUGUCUGGAGACAGUAGGGGUGGUAAGCUAAAGGGAAGUUGAGUGUAUACCGGUGGAGAGGGGCAGUGGAUACAACAGCCAGGUCACAGGGUCUUGCAGGGGCCUCUGUAUGUACCCAGGGUACUGGCCUAAACCCCCAAUUCUAGCCAUAGACAAACACCAGGCCAGACCCUUCCACCUUGGGUCAGCCUGAGCGGCUUGGGCUGAGCCACCAGCACCAAGGGAUUCAAGCUGGCAUUUCAGUCUAAGAAGGCCUCUCAGUGGAUAGGACCAGAGAGGAAAGCGGGGCCUCUGUGGGUGCUGGGUACUCCAGAGGUGCCCCUGGUGAAAGGGUCCGUGGUCCUAGCAGGAAAGGAGGCCAGGCAACGCCAUUUGGGGCCCCUGGGUUGAGUCAAGGAGGGAGAACAAGGGACCAAGCGGCCAUAAAGUCUCAGCCAAUGAUGGGGCUUCUUCACUGGGCCCCUGUAGUCCUCAAGCCCCUGGCCUCCACCUUACCAGGUGCCAUUUCUUCUCAGAAGGCCACUGCCCAGCCCCCAGGCCGCCCCUUCGUGGCCAGAGACUGGUUAAAGCCCCCCAGUGCCUCCUUGUGCAUAGAACUUCCUCGGCCCGCCCUCCUCUGCCCCAGCCCUUACAGUAGUGUAGAAGCCCCCUCCCCCGGCUGGUGUAGAAUAGCCAAUAGUGUAGUGUGGUGUGCUUUUACGUGAUGGCGAGUGGGCAGCGGGCGGUGGGCUGUGCGCAGCCGUCUGUCCUUGAAUCUCAACCUGCCUGCGCAGCCCGUGCUGUGUUUUGUGCUGUGUCCACAACGCUGCGGCGACCCCUCCCUGUACUGACUCCUCUAUAAAAGCUUCUCUUCGCAUAGUCACGUAGCUCCUGCCCACCCCCCUUCUGAUAUCUCUCGCAAGUUUUAUACUCUAAUAUUUAUAUGGCUUUUUUCUUCGAAAAUUAAAA